AUGAAGACAACUACCACCACCGAAUCCUCUCUCUAUUAUUUCCAAUCGGCACUCUACGACUACUACAGCGAUCAUGUCGAGGAACCGGAAGAGUACGAAGCUCCGAUUGAGGUGAACUCUGAGAAAGUGUGGCCGUUUGUCGAAGUGUUCACUGCCAUUGAUAACGGAGCUUCGUUCGCCGGCUUCUUCAUCAACUUCUUCCAUCUUUUCAUUCUGACUCGCAAGGAACUGAGGUGCAAUGUCAUUUACAUUCUCAUGAUCGGAAUGUGCAUUUGUGACAUUCUCUUUUUCUGGGGCACCAUGUCCGAAUACCUGUUGGAGUUGGGCGUUAUUUACAAAUUGGACGGAGGCUGCGGAAGACGCUACUCGCACAUUUUGGCCAAUCUGAUCGGCGCUAUUGGAAGAUCAACCGGCAGACAGUGUUCCUCAAUGUUAGCUUUGUUUAUGGCGGCUUUCCGAGCGUUUUCUGUAAAGUUCCCGAUGAGCUCAUGGAUACAGAAACUAAUGGAUCCGAUUGUUGGACUUCUAGCAGUGCUGGCGCUCUCUGCUGCUUGUGCUUCCUGGUAUUCGAUCAUUUUCACAAAGACGUUUACUAUCGAAAAAGGAGAAAAGUGAGAAAAUAGUCUAACCUCUUCUACUUUAACUUUUACAGAUGCGCAAUGAGCAACAAGCCCAAGUAUGCUCACUACAGUAUGUCAGUUGAUGAUAACUUGCAAAGACUCUACUACUUGGUUGACGGGUACACCGCCGUCGUUUUGAGUGUAUCUUACGCGUUUGUGACCAUACUUCUUGUCAUCGAACUUGGACGGGCCAGUAGGAGACGGAGGAAUCUGAAGGCUGAGAAGUACGUGACGAUUGUCAUCCAUUGA
Molecule: messenger RNA, 869 nt
Organism: Caenorhabditis sp. 36 PRJEB53466
Lineage: Eukaryota; Metazoa; Nematoda; Chromadorea; Rhabditida; Rhabditidae
Source: the annotation of a GenBank genome assembly